This is a messenger RNA of Dicentrarchus labrax (European seabass), 6009 nucleotides long. RefSeq names its product CAP-GLY domain containing linker protein 1b (gene clip1b). Gene Ontology annotation, molecular function: microtubule plus-end binding. Lineage: Eukaryota; Metazoa; Chordata; Actinopteri; Moronidae. The transcript has 23 exons. Gene Ontology annotation, cellular component: microtubule plus-end; cytoplasm; nucleus. The record is from RefSeq and is a predicted model, not a curated record. Gene Ontology annotation, biological process: positive regulation of microtubule polymerization; cytoplasmic microtubule organization. Bases 222 to 3053 code for a protein of 943 amino acids.
CUGGAAAAAAAAAAAACACACCACCCCCAGAAACAGAAACAUGUAACGGUGCGACGGUACGCUGCUACCUACCCACAGCAUCCCUCACUGAGACCCGGUUCAGCACCGGAGACAAACUUCCUCCCAUCGCAUUGGGACUUUGUAGGGUGGUGGGGAAGGCCUAGUCCCCCACCUUGAUCAGGCCAGGUCCCCCCUACCUACCCGCUGACACACACGGAACCAUGAGUACUACAGGCAAGGUCAGCGGGCUCAAACCCCCCAGUAAAAUAGUCCGUCCAUCUGUGGCGCCAUCAAAGACGUCUCCAACUUCUGGUACUCCAAAGCCCGUUCCCCCUGAGAAGCCCCCCGGCCAGCGUGACCUCCCGACCCAGGAGGGAAGUGUGGACUUUCAGAUCGGCGAGAGGGUCUGGGUCAACGGCAACAAGCCCGGCUACGUGCAGUUCAUCGGGGGCACGCAGUUCGCUCCCGGGCAGUGGGCGGGGAUCGUGCUGGAUGAGCCGAUCGGGAAGAACGACGGGUCCGUGGCGGGGGUCCGGUACUUCCAGUGCGAGGAUGGGAGGGGGAUUUUCACACGGCCUUCGAAGCUCUCCAAGACUGCGCUGCCGGAGAAGGAGGCGAAUGGGAGGCAGGCCAGUCCAGCACCGGGGGUCAGUCCAGCACCGGGGGUCAGUCCAGCACCGGGGGUCAGUCCAGCACCGGGGGCCAGUCCAGCACCGGGGGCCAGUCCAGCACCGGGGGCCAGUCCAGCACCGGGGGCCAGUCCAGCUCCAGGAACCACUGCGGCGACCGAGUCUGUGCCUGCUGCUACCUCAACUGCUCAGGGCACCGGCAUAAAGACGGCACUCAACCGAAUGCUCACCUCCAGCGAGUCCGUGUCGAACCUCUCAGACACCGAAUCCAUGAAGAAGACCAAGAGGGAGCUGAGGCUGGGAGACCGAGUGCUGGUUGGCGGUACAAAGGCAGGAGUGGUGCGGUUUCUGGGAGAGACUGACUUUGCCAAAGGAGACUGGUGCGGAGUGGAACUGGAUGAACCACUCGGCAAGAAUGAUGGAGCUGUAGCAGGGACCAGAUACUUUCAGUGCUUGCCCAGGUAUGGUCUGUUUGCUCCGGUCCACAAGGUGACGCGUAUUGGCUUCCCGUGCACCACGCCUACCAAGGCCAAGAGCUCACGGAGGAGGUCCACUCUCAAGAGGAGCCCGAGCGCUUCCUCCAUCAGCUCGCUCAGCUCCGCAACCUCUUCAAUCAGCGGCAAACCAAGCCGAGCAGGACUGCUCACGGAGACGUCUGCUCGGUACGCCCGGAAGAUUUCUGGCACCACGGCGCUGCAGGAGGCUCUGAAGGAGAAGCAGCAGCACAUCGAACAGCUGCUCGCAGAGAGAGACCUGGAGAGAUGUGAGGUUGCAAAGGCGACCAGCCACGCAGGAGAGGUGCAGCAGGAGCUGACUCUGCUGAGGAAAGGACGGGAUCAGUACGCGGUGGAGAUGGAAGCAAAGUUGGACCAGCUGCGUUCGCUGGUGGAGGCAGCAGAUCGGGACAAAGUGGAGCUGCUCAACCAGCUGGAGGAGGAGAAGAGAAAAGUGGAAGACCUGCAGUUUCGUGUGGAAGAAGCAUGCAUCACCAAAGGAGACCUGGAGACGCAGACCAGACUGGAGCAUGCCCACAUAAAGGAGCUUGAGCAGAGCCUGCUCUUUGAAAAGACCAAAGCUGAAAAACUCCAGAGGGAUUUAGAGGACACUAGGGUGGCCACGGUGUCUGAGCGCUCCAGGAUCAUGGAGCUGGAGAGGGAGGUGGCAGACCUCCAGCUCAGGCUCCGGGCGUCCCAGCAGAAGGAGGAUGCGGUGUCUCUGUCCCAGCAACAGAUCAGCAGCCUCAAGGCCCAGGCGCAGUCUCAGGAGAAAAAGAUCAGUGAGCUGAGUGUCGACUUGGAGAGCAAACAGAAAGAGCUUCAGUCCGUGCAGCAAGAUAAGAGCUCUCUGGAAGAGCAGCUAACCGGCCUGAGACAAAAGCUUGAGAUAGCUGAGGAGGAGAACACAAGGACGGCAAAGACCAUGCAAGAAUUGGAGCAGAGUGUGGAGCAGUCUAAGAAAGACAACCAGACCCUGAAAGAGGAGAGUCAGUGCAGAGAGAAAGAGCUGAUACAGGCUGCUGAAAAGUCAGAGAGGACGGCGCUGUCGCUUGAACAGCUGACCAAUGAGAAGAAGACACUGGAGACACAGCUUGAGGCUUUGAAACAACAGAACUCCAAAUACCAGGAAGAAAACGAGCGCAUCGGAGUCCUCUGCAAGGAAAUUGAGGAGCUGAAGCUGGCCUCCCAGAAGUCUCAGCAUCUCGAGGAGCACAAUGAGGACCGCAGCACUCAGCAGCCAGACAUGAAGACCAGAGAAACCAUCUCGAAUCAGGGACCAGCGGGAGAAAUAAACUUCCAGAAAUCCACUGGAGCCUUAAUCUCGGAGAAAGACCGGGAACUGGAGACUCUGAGGAAUGAGAUCGCGGUGCUGCGAGGAGAAAACGCCAUGGCCAAGACCCUGCAGUCGGCCGUGGAGACGUUGGAGAGAGACAAAGCUCAGCUGCAGAGCCGCGUUCACAGUCUAGAGCAAAGGCUCAUGGGAAGUCAGGCCUCAGAGGGAGAAGACAUUGAAGCUCCACCCUCAGGCGAUGCGGCUCUGCAGCAGCUGAGGGAGGAGAAGGAGUUCGCUGAGGGACAGAUCAACUUCCUGAACAGCGUGAUUGUGGACCUGCAGCGGAAGAACGAGGAGCUGAAGAUCAAACUGAAGAAGCUCGCUCUGGCAGAGUUCAACGGCAACGACGGGACUGAUGGGUUUGUUGGAGGUGUCUCAAAGCGGGAAAAGAAGGCGACCCCGCGUCUGUUCUGCGACAUCUGCGACUGCUUCGACCUCCACGACACAGAGGACUGCCCCACUCAGGCCCAGAGCCCCGACUCCGUCCCUCACACCACCUACCACGGAAACCCGUCCGACGAGAGGCCCUACUGCGACAUCUGCGAGGCCUUCGGACACGCCACGGAGUCCUGCAACGAUGAUCAGACCUUCUAGAGGCUCCCGAAAAAGCUCUUUCCCCUUAAAACCUUCACCUUCUACUCUCCCACUACAUUCCCCCCACAAUCCAGCCCCCGACACGCCUGAUUAAAAUCCCCAUCAGAUAUUUCCAUAUUGUAUUUUUAUACUGUAUUUAUGCAUAUCACUCGUAGCCACUGUCCUGAUCUAAACCCUCUUUCCUCUAAAGAUAAACUGUUCUGACUGUAAUGCAGAAUGCUCGUCCAAAUAUGCUGCUUUGGUGCAAUAUUGAUGUUUAUAACAGAAGGAAUUCGUCCUCUGCACUUCGUCGUUUUUAACGUGUUGUUUUUGCAUUUAAGUUUGUUUUUCUAAAUUAAGCAUAAGUGAAGUUUCAGGUUUUUUUUUUUUUUUAUUUAGCCAAAAAAUGAUGCAACGCAGUGAAGCACAGAUCAAACUGAAGGGAAAAAGAAGCACCUCUUACAUUCCUGUCGUCUGUCUCACAUUCCUCCGUCUGCGCGGCUACGAACCAAUCAGAGAGCGAUACUGCCAUGUCAAACCCGUCACUACUUAUUAAUGUUUUAUGUCUUUUCUUCUAGCGUACAGACCUACGGGUAUAAGGGCCGCUGUCGGAGGAGAUUUUAAGAAUAAAGCUGCAAUUUUACCGGAAAAAAGUCCUAAUAUUUCGAGAAAAGAUUUCCAGAAAUACUCAAAAAUGCUGAAAAAACUCUUAUUAUCAAUCGUUAUCUACAACGAAACAUUCAUAAAUUACUCAAUUAAAAGUUAUUAAACACUCCUUACUACAAACUUUGCCUUGUUUACUACGAGGAAGCUUUAAAAUAUAACGUAAUAUAACAACUUUAGUCUUUAAACAUUAUCAUGAAACUAAUAUGAAUUAAUUCUCGUAAUAUUACGUCUUUAUUCUUGAGAGAUUUACUCUCUUUAAACUUUACUGUUGACUGUAUUCUUAAAACAUAACAACUUUCUUUUCCUUUCAAGAAAACUUUAAAAUAUAACUUUUAAUUUAACGUACUAAUCAAUCGACUUUUGGCCCUCGUGCUCCGUCAUAACCAACAGAAAUGUUAACCUAUGGAAAACCAAUAAUACUAUAAACUCCUCCAGAGCUUUAACUGCGUCUCACUGUCUUCUUCAGUGGAUGGAGUUCAACCAGCAAACUAAAGGGUUAACUGUCUGUGUUUACUCCAUCUACUGAAGAAGACCAUUAGAUACAAAUGAAGACUGCACCAAAAGCUAGUAAGUGGACUUUGACUCCACAGACUUUACACUCAGAGGUCAGUUUACUUCUUUUUUUUUUUUUUACUUACUUACUUUUUUUUUUGUAUGAAGUUUUCUUUGUGUUUGAUCUCCCUACGAGGUCCAUUUAAUGAGCUCUGGAGCUUUCAUCCCGAUCGCAGGACCUUCCUCGGCAGUUGUCUUUCUCGGCACUUUUAAGGGUUUCUCGUCAACGUUGGCUUAAAAUGUGAGAGUCCAUCCGGGUUCACACUUGAAUCAAAAGCUCCAGAACAGCUACUAAAUGGACCUUGGGAUGAGAUCAGCAUCCAGGUUAACGUCCUCGGGAAAAAAAAAAAAUACCACGCCUCUGAAAGUCACCGAGGAUUCGUUGUAGAAGAAGAAGUUGUUGUUUUGUUAUUUAUUGUCCGAUCUUUCGUUAACCGGUGAUGUUCCUACAGGGAAAUAAGCUAGCACUGAGGAGAGGUGUAGGUAGGACUACUGUAGUAUAAAGGCGACCGAGUACAGGAAGUCCCCCAGAAAGCCUCGACUAACUUAAGUUUUUGCACUGUUCACUUUAAAGAUUCAGCAGAAAAACACACGCAGCGCUUUAACUUUAUGACUCUAAACUAAAGGGACGAUUUUAUCGGAGAGGUCAGUGCGGAUUAUUCUGCCCUCGUUUAAAGCUUCAAACAUCUUCAACCUUUUGGGAAAUACGCUUCUUGUCUUUUGAGAGUUUGAUGAGAUGAUUUAUACUUUCACAACCCGUAAAACAGCGAAUUGACUUGUUGACGCUUCGUUUUUUUUGUCUCUCACUAAAACAAGAUGUUAGUGAGAUUUAGAGGUAGAUGGAUUUUGUUACAGAGACAGUGUGAAAACCGUUGUGUUCCUCUGGUACGGCGCUCCUGGCGUGCGUUCCUCUCUUUCGCCACACGUCGCCACAAAGUUAAAAUAUUUUCAACUUUUUACUGUAUUUAAAAGGGAAACUCCAACAAUUUCACACCUCAACGUCUGUUUGCAGACUGCUGCAUAUGUGACUAAAUUUGUAUAAAACAAUCAGAUAAAUUGCGUCAGAUUUAAUCAUUUUACAAAUGCAAAGAUUGAACAUAUCGUUAGUGAAAACAAACACACAUCGCUCAACCGUCAGACCCGAUUUAUCUCUGCAUUGAUUUUUAUGUUUUAUAAUUUCCUGAAGGACUAACGCACAGAUAUAUAAGAGUGUAAUCAGUUUCUUGUCGAAGGUCGAACAAGCGAAUUUCCCAAAACGUGAAAAACCUUUUAAAUUAACCCUGUAUAGCAACACGUGUUUGACUUGUUGUUCUUAAGCACAAUUUUGGAUCAUAUUGAAUCUUUCAGUGUAACAGUGUAUAAUAAUACAUGAUGUGACUAACCACUGAGUCUUUGUAAAUACUAAUCAGAGGCUUCCCCUUCUGAUAAAUGUGUACACAGUGCCAUGGAACAAACAAAAAAGAAUAGCUUUUUAUGUGUACUACAUUUUUAUUUUUCUGCCCUGUUGAUAAGAUUGACAUUGUAUAAGGAGGUUUCAAUAUAAAACAAAAAAAAAAAGCCCAUUUGUAUAGACUUUAAAAAACAUUGUGUACUUUAUAAGUGAUGCGUCUAAUUAUUAGUGUAAUGUUUUAUAUGUAACAAUUUCCGGCACCGUCUAGAAAUGGUUUUGGGAACCAGAUGUCGGCGUGGUGUAAACUGUCACUGUUUUCUAUGUACUGUAUAUUCCCGAGCAGUCCAAUAGAAAUACUAAGAAAAGAAA